Molecule: messenger RNA, 6960 nt
Organism: Schistosoma guineensis
Lineage: Eukaryota; Metazoa; Platyhelminthes; Trematoda; Strigeidida; Schistosomatidae
Source: the annotation of a GenBank genome assembly
AUGAUGCGAGUGAGGAACUUAGCUAUUCAACUAUCUAUUCAUGAUUAUCAGUUUCUUUACGUUAUGACAACUAACCAUAAUACAAGUUUAUUGGAAUUAAAAGGGUUCCAGAUCUCACAAAUUGCUGUUGAUCCUAUAGGACGUUGUGUUGCAUUAUGUGGAACUGAUGAACUUGUAAUAUGCCCAUUGAAACAUCCUUCACAGUACAGUGCAUUUUCCUUACCUUCAAAGUUAGGAUGCUCUGGACUUGCUUGGCAUCCAAACGAUCAUACAAAACUUGCAAUUGCACGUUCUAAUAAAUGUGAACUUCUUCUUUGGGAUGUCAAUGAAUGUCGAUUAAGUACAAACACUAGUCUGGGUGGAUAUGUUCGUGUCAUCAAUUCACUGGAUUGGAGUCCAGUUCAUCCAUUUCUUAUAGCUACUACAUCCGCAGAUCAGUUCCGUGCCAUUUGUGUUUGGGAUUUAAGGGAUAUGUCACGACCAGUUCGAUCUAUGGAAUCUCUUUCUUCACCAAUUAUUGUCAAAUGGAAUAGAUUUUUAAGUGAAAAAUUUGCAACCUGUCACUCAUCGGGUGUUCGUACUUGGGAUUUGCGGUCUAAUGUUCCAGAACAGUACAUCUCUGUACAAGCUGAUCACGUUCGUGAUUUCGAUUGGUCGCCUCAGAAUGUCAAUCAGAUGGUGACAGUCAGUGAAUAUUCUGAAAUGCGUCUAUGGGAUACUGAAAAUCCUUCAUAUCCUCUGAAAAAGGUCCGAUUUCAUGAAAUAAAACUGAAGAAAGUAAUUUACACUCCUUCAGGUGAUCAUAUUAUUAUUUUACCGGAGCAGUCUCAUUGGUCAGUUCACGGGAUAUCUGUGUGGUCUAGUGCUGGUUUGACACAAUCUCAUGAUUUAUUCCAAGUAAUGGAAAGCCAUGAUAAUAGUGACACUAAUAACAAUGAAAUUACUGUCAAUAAAACGUCUGCUAAUAGUAUAGUGAAUUCAAACAAUAAUAAUAAUGGUAAUAGUAAUAAUAAUCACAUAAAUGAUCAGCAGAUUUGUCAACCACGUUCUACAGAUUCAUAUAUAUUAGAUAUGAAUUGGUUGAUAUGCUCCUCUUCAAAUCUCCCAUUUUCUCCACUGACAACGACAGAUGAUCAUGAAUUAACGACAAAUUUUAUUCUGGAUAAUGAAAUAUCGACAGCAAAUCAAAAUUUAGAAUAUUGUCCUAAAAAAAAUGUACAUUUACUUACUUGGUCAAUGGAUAAUAUACUUCGUGUUUAUCCAAUUCAUUUUAAAUCAAUUUCACAUCAUGAUAAUGAACCAUUAUCAAAUCAAGCAAAUAAACAAACAAGGAUAAUAAAAGAGAAAUCAGAAGAUUUAUUAGAUGAUAAAUUAUCAACGAAUUUCAAUCCAAAGACAAAUCAAUCAAAGAAGUUUAGUAAUACUUCGACAAACAAUUUAAAUAAACUAAAGGUUAUUGACCCGCAACAUCGUGGUGAAGAUUUUGGCCAACGUUCUUCUGUCUCCAAAUCAUGUUUAUCUAUUUCGAAAAGUGGACCGAAUGCAGAUCCUAAAUGUGGAAAUCAAGAAGAUAGUGCAUUCCAAUUUCUCGCUCAAGAAUUAUCUCUGUUAAGCCAUAGAGCUGGACAAUAUAAGUUAGAAGAAAUGGAUCUUAUCAAUCGUACAGCUAAAUUAAUUUUAUUUUACUGUCGUCGUAAUCAUCAUCAUCAUUAUUCAUUAUGUUCAGUAACUAAUACACUUCGAAGACGACGUCAUAGUUCUGUAAUGAAUAAUGAAGGUCUUGAUAGUCUACUAUUACCUCCAACUGCUGAUCUAAUUUCACAAAUGGAAUUUUCUGAACAUUCAAAUUUUUGGAAAGUACACCAUCGUAAUUUAUCAUCAACAACUGAUACUGAACGUACAAUAUCGAAUCGGACUAGCAUUAGUAAUAGUGCUGUUAGUGUUGAUAAUGAAGAGAGUACACAUUUAACAAAUUAUCCAUCAAAUCACCCAUUUACUUUAACCUUUGAUAAUAGUCAUGAAUUAGAAAAUUCGACGACUAACAAUACACAUAACUAUGAAAUGCCAUUAGCUGGUUCAAUAAUAUUAAGUAUAGAAUUCCCUGAUAAUUAUCCAUUAAAUGGAGCUAUACCAGAAUUUCAUGUACUUGAUUGCAGUCCACCCUUACCUCCAGAAGUAUUAGAUGAAUUAAAGGAUGUUUUAUAUUCAACUGCAUCUGAACUAGUGUCCACCUCACGUGGUUGUGUUGAACCAUGUAUACGAAAUGCUGUGAUCACUUUACAAACAUAUCCUACGUUAAGUAAUCAAAUAGAAAAUAAUUCUAAAAAAUUAAACUUAACAAAUUUAUCUACUACUAAUUAUGAUAUGCUUAAUGUUAAUAUGGAUACACUGAACAAACCAAUUAUUGAUACAACAGCUUCAAUGAAACAAAAAUGUCAUUAUACAAUAGGUAUUCCUUUCCCAAGAACAUCUGGUGUUCAUUUUACCACGAAUGGUCUAAUUGUAACAUUCGGUCUACCAGAAUCUUUGUCAUUUAUACGUAAUUCAAUAAAAUCAACUUCAUCAGAUGAUAAAUGUCAAGUAGAGUUAACAAAUAAUAAUAAUAAUAAUAAUAAUAAUAAUAAUAAUAAUAAUAAUAAUGACACAAAAAAAGAUUGGACACCACAAUCAUUUAGUGAAUAUCAAACAUUUAUCCAACGAUUUUCAUCAGCAAAUCGUGAAUAUAAUGAUGAUAUGAGAAGAUCAUUUCAGAAUUGUAUUGGAAAUAUAAUUGAUUCAUUUGCUAGAUUUGAGGUAGAUUGUAAAGAACAACAACGACAACAGCAUCAACCUCAUAAAAAACAGAAAAUUAUCACUGAAUUAAUUGACAAAAAUAGGUUAUCUUUUAAAAUGAAUGUAGAACUUAACCAAAAUUCAAUGAAUUCAACAGCUAAUGAUGCUGAAGUAAAGAAAAAUUCGUUUGAGUCUGCUCGUGUGACGGAACAAAAAUGGUUCAAUUCCAUUUCAACAACACAUCCCAACUCUCCUGAUGUCCAGAAUCCAACUGAAAUGUUCCUCAGUCAUUUCAGUAUGAUUUAUCCAUCUACUAUUCAAAUUUAUGACAUGAGCCCUUUAAUUUGGGACCGGCAUUUAAUGUAUGAUUACAGCUUAAACACCGAAAAUUUACAACAGAUGUGCAUUCACAAUCUUCAUGCAGUUUAUAAUACUCAUCGAAAGGAUCUUAUUCGAUUCUGGCAAUAUGCUCUAGUUAUGUCGAUCUCACUUAGUCACACAGAUCAUUCUCACCAAGUUUAUCAACCUUUAGCUUCACAAUUAAUUGGUAGACCGUUAUUUGAUACAUGGAUUCGACAUUUCCUUCGUAUACAUGAUGUUCAAAGUUUGGCAAUGUUGGUUCUUGUACUUCAAAGGUUAAAUCAUAUCAAUGAACUGAAAUUCGACAAAGUUGUUGGCUCAAAUAUUUCACUAAAUAAACCCGAGAACACUAUUACCUCACUGUCAUCUGUGAACAACUUUUUGGAGACAUAUUCAUUAUAUCACAUGAAUGAGUCAGAAAAGACAAUAAAUCUUUUAGGAUGCAAUACAGUUGCCAGUUCUUCACUAGAACAACAAGUGUCAUUUACCUUAGAUAACUCUGAUGAAACACAGAGUGAAUUUAGUUUGGUAUCUGGCCAGUCAAACGAAAAUAUGAACGGUUGUCCAAUAGAACAACUUCCUCCAAAGGAAUUAUCGAUCAAUUCAAUUUGUGCUUAUCAAUCAAGAUUUGUGCAUCCAAAGGAUUUGUUUUCAUUCGAUCACUACAUUUAUGUUUACGCUAGCAUUAUUUACUCUCUACGCGAAUACAUUUUACACGCUCAUCUUCUUCGAUCUUGGUCGUACAAUAUUCGUACAAAUUCAUUAUCCCACAUAUGGCCUUACGUUCAAACAAAUGCUAUGAUUCUACUUUCAUGUCCAGACAUGCGAUGCAGUUCUAACUUAGUUCCUAAACACUCCAAUGGAUCUCUUAAGUCUGCACAGUGUACACAUUGUCAAUGGGAGGAAGCUAAGUCAUAUUACUUUCAAUCUCCACAUAAUAAUAGUACAUUCCAGACCAUUAGAAUGAAUUCUAAGAGUGAUAUGCGUGUCCCUAAACCUCCCAAACCUCCUGAAAAACCAUUAAUGCCGUACAUGCGCUACAGCCGAAAAGUUUGGGAACAAGUUAAGAACUCGAAUCCACAUCUCAAGUUGUGGGAGGUUGGGAAAAUUAUUGGGCAAAUGUGGCGUGAGCUCCCUGAUGAUGAAAAAAUACUAUAUGUCGAAGAGUACGAUGCCGAGAAAACCCAAUACACGGAAUUACUACGGCAGUACCAUAGUUCGCCAGCUUAUCAGGCUUGGUUGGUAGCGAAGGAAAGAGCUGAGAAAAGCAUGGAAGAACAAGACCAAGGGCGCAGGCAAUCAAUUUUAAGGUCGAGAGACCGUGGGAAUGAACUUCCUCAGGGUGAUUUGAGGGAGUCAUAUAUACUGGAAGAUAACGAAGAAGAUACUGAAGACCAAUUCACUGCGAAGCAUGUAGCAGCCGCUCGUUUCCAGAGAAACCAUCGUCUCAUGCAAGAAGUUUUAAGUGAUACGAGACUCCCUGAUCCUGGUCAACUAAUCACCCAAAGCCGUCUUAACACGCUGCGUUUGCAAGUAGAGCAACUGAAAAACCACAAGCGCAAUUUAUGUCAAGAGAUUGAAGGGUGCGAAGCAAGACAUCAAGCCAAAGUGCAGCGCAUUCGUGAAGAAUCUGAACGUUUUCGAUUAGACUAUCAAAAAAUAACGACAGCAAGACCAGUUAUCACUGAGUCUCAGUUUGCCGAUAUGAUAAUUAAAGCGAAGUACGAUAUGCAGCGUGAAGAAGAGGAGCGUAAGACUCGUUAUUUGGCGGAAUUAGAAAUCAGACGCAAGCGUCAACAGCAGCGGCAGCAGAGAGAAGCGGAGCUACUGGAAUCUGAACGCAGACGUCAAUUACUACAUCAACAACAGUUGCAGCAAGUUCAUAUGAGACCAAAUCAGGCAGCCCCACCGCACAAUGACCCGAAUAUUCAAUUUAGUGACCGCUCAUUAGAAAGACUGAUAGCACAGGACAAAAGAGAAGAUACGAGUUCACAACCCCCACAAAAGUUGCCUUCUGCUUCAGCCAAUUUAUUGUGUCCUGCAAAUCAUCCGAAGGCAGCUUCAGAAAUUGGACAUGAAAUCAACCCAGGUUUGUAUGCUGGAAUCGGAAAUACAUUCACACAACCAGUUACUCAAAGUUCAUCGCAAAGGUUUCCUCAGUCCGGUCAUACCCAGCACCACUAUCCACCCCCAUUACAUUAUGUGCCCAACGCCGCGACACCGGCAAAUCCACCCGUUUUAAUUCAUCAGCGUAGUCCGGUCCCAAAUAUACAACAAGCAGCACAAAAUAACACAGGUAAACCAAAUGCAGUAUCUUUAGGCCGUACCAAAAAAGUUCCUUCAUCUGCAUCUUCUACUUCAUCGGCCUCUUCUGCUUCGUCAACGUCGUCAAAAAAGAAAAAGGUUGAUUCUGACCUUGUUAAAGAUGCUGUUGUAACCACAACUAGUCAGGAUAUGCGAGAACGACCUAUCUCUCGGUCUGGCGAAGGAGUAGUCGAUCAGACUAAACCUGGUGACUUUGAUAUGACUCCUGGACAGUCCAACGAAUUUCAGCAAGGGUCCACAACCCAAUCAAGGCAACUCAUUACUUCUCAAUAUCAACAAGCCCCAGCUCUUGCUAACCCCGUUGUUCCAGCGCAAAUUUCGGGGGGUCCGGUGCAGACACCCUACUGCUACGAAAUUGGCAUUGGGAAUCCGUCGAACCCCACUUUGUCUGCUGGCAGUUAUUAUCAUCAACCUGUCUCCGUUUCUAAUCCUGUGGGCUACUCUCAUCCUCGCCCUCAGUUUUCACAACACACUCCUUACAAUUCCGUUCAGUAUCAUCCAGUUCCACCACAACCAUCUGCGGAGCAUCCACCUCCCCCACCAAUGUAUAUUCAGCACAUGCCACAACAGUCUCAUGUUCCUCAGCUCGUCCCACCGAUGGUAGGUCCCACUCAACAUGCUUCAAGUCAUAUUCCACCCCAGCAACAUAACUCAAAUAACUGGCAUCAUGGUGGCCCACCACCGUAUUCACCACAUUAUGGUCCUCCCCGUUACCCAGUCGUAGGUGGCUCAGUGGGAUACCCAAUGCAGACUCCGAGAAAUUUCGGUCCCAAUUCCAGCGGUUAUUCAAUGCCUCACUAUCUUGUUGGUCAACACGGCCCUCAAACUCAUCCACACCAAAAUAUUUCAUCAGUACCUGUUUCUAUCCAGGACAGUCCUGCUGCUUCUCAGCCAAUUCCGGCACCACCACCGUAUCAACAACAGCAACAGCCAAAUUCUGUCGUCAGUUAUUGGCCUACACAACAACAAGUACCUCCAGACUAUGUUCAGAGUCAACAUCCAUCUCACUACAUGCCUGGAUCUCAGACUGAGCCAGUCGUUCCAAAUCAACAAACUCUGUCAUCUGUUGAUAACGUCCAUCCGUGCUCUACUAUGUCGGUGUCCUCUGCAGACGUUGGUAUGGGUCAGAUGGUAUCUAACCAGUCUCAAGGAGCCAAUAUUUAUUAUCAAGGUUGUCCUGUACCACCAUAUACCCAUGGUAGUAAUGUGGGGCCGAGUGGUUUUUAUUCUGUACCAUCACAACAUUACACGCCUCAUCAACACAGUGGUCAUUCUUGGUCUGGUUAUUCUAAUUCUGGUCCUUCCCAAGUUCCGGCCUAUCCACAAUCACAGCAACAUACACACCACCAGUCACCUCAAUGUAGUACGGGUGCUUCUUAUCCUAUUCCCCAAAUAUCAACAAAACCGGAUCAAACUGUGGCAAAUGUUCCUUCGGAUAAUUCAACUAGCGUUGGUGCCUCUGGAGGUUCUAAUAGUCGACCACCAUCUACAAAUGACAAAUAA